Aaosphaeria arxii CBS 175.79 is the source of this 1824-nucleotide messenger RNA. RefSeq names its product PCI-domain-containing protein. The record is from RefSeq and is a predicted model, not a curated record. The transcript is spliced from 3 exons. Bases 101 to 1555 code for a protein of 484 amino acids. Lineage: Eukaryota; Fungi; Ascomycota; Dothideomycetes; Pleosporales. Gene Ontology annotation, biological process: proteasome-mediated ubiquitin-dependent protein catabolic process. Gene Ontology annotation, cellular component: proteasome regulatory particle.
AACACCCACAGAACAUCAUCUACACUACGCCUGCACUACCACAUCGACUCAUCGGAGCCCUUUCUAUCCCUUCUACCUCCACAUACGCCGUCUGCCCAAGAUGGGUGAUCCUCAGUUUGCGAAGUACCCGGAUCUGCAGCUGUCGCAGCACAUAUUCCAGCUCACCAAUCCGGGCUCCACCAAAUCCGCCAAACAAGCUUCCCUCAAAUCGAUCCAAGAUGCCAUCAGCGAACACAAGAUGGCACCGCUCUACCGCUAUCUGGCACACCCGACGGAAGGAGUUUUGAAUGCUCCAGGUGAGGGAUCCGCACAGCAGCCGUCCACGCAUCGAAGGCCUUCCAGCGCCGCAACCUUGCUCGCCACCAAGAACCCCACUUUGGACGUCCCCCUACCCUGGGACGAGAAGCUCUACGAGAGCCUCAAGAGCGAGAACGAGAAGGAGCUUGAGACCAUCCAGACGGAGGAGGAUGAGGCGGCUGAGAAAGCAGGCGAAACGGAAGUUCAGGCUGCUCGAGGCAAAAGGGCAGAGGUCUAUACUCGCAUCGGAGACAAGGAGAAAGCCAUUGCUAGCUACGAAGCUGUUUUCGAGAAGACUGGCAUCCUAGGUACCAAGAUCGACCUCGUCCUCGCAAUAAUACGAGUCGGCCUCUUCUUCGGCGACAGGGUUUUGGUUAAGAAGACCAUUGAAAGGGCCAGUACUUUGGUUGAGAGUGGAGGUGACUGGGAUCGUCGGAACCGUCUCAAGGCCUACCAUGGACUUCAUCUCAUCACCGUUCGAUCUUAUGCGCAAGCCGCCCCACUCCUUCUCGACAGUCUUUCAACCUUCACAAGCUAUGAGCUCUGCAGCUACUCGUGGCUGGUGAUUUACGCCAUACUAGCAGGAUCAGUUUCGUUGAAGCGAGUGGAUUUCAAGUCCAAGGUUGUAGAUGCACCCGAGAUCAAAGCCAUAGUAGGCAGCUCGGAGGAGAAGCUCUCAGCAAUCUCUGGUCACACGUCUGCUGGACCUGCCGCCGGUGAUGAGAACAUGGGAGAUGCAUCUUCGUCCUCAGCAACCCCCGCACCCGCUGCCGUGAAUCUUACAACGCUCGGCCAACAGCAGGACGAAGAGGUUGCCAUCGACUUCUCGCCGUUGGCCAGGCUCGUCAAGAGUUUGUACGAGGGCGACUACAAGAACUUCUUCGGAGCGUUGAGCGAAGUUGAGGUCCAAUUCCUUGCCCAAGACCGAUACCUUUAUGAGCACAAGGGGUGGUAUGUGCGGGAGAUGCGCCUCAGAGGCUACCAGCAGCUCCUACAGUCAUACAGGGUGGUGGGCCUGCAAAGCAUGGCUAAUGACUUCGGCGUGACUGUGGACUUCCUUGACAAGGAUCUUGCCAAAUUCAUUGCCGCGGACCGGAUACCCUGCACGAUUGACCGAGUCAAGGGCAUUAUUGAGACAAACCGGCCCGAUGAUAAGAACAAGCAAUAUGCGGACGUCGUGAAGCAAGGCGAUCAGCUCAUCACGAAGCUGCAGAAGUACGGACAAGCGGUGAGAUUACGAGGAAGCGAGCGCGGUUGAGGGGUGGACUUAUGUGCAUGAUGAUGAAAGCGAGCUGCAAGGCCCGUCCACGGUAGACAUGUAAUAUCAUAGACAGCAAAGCACAGCGCCGGGAAGUGUCUAAGAAACGACUGACUAAGGCAUAAGAGAUCAUUGCACAGUUGCAAUGACUUCGUCUCGUACACUCAAUCAAGGGUUUGACCUCAUCGGCGAGCUUUAAAUAAAGAUUUCCAAUGUGAACAAUUGCAGCGGUGCGUGUAUGGAUGUGUGUGAGCCUGGAAGCAGCCGAU